CAUACUGAAGCUCUGCCCUGCUGCUGCUGUAGGGCUGGAACAUUCCUGCUCUGACGAGCUGCUGAGCAAUAUGAUCCCCUCUCUCUCCCCGUGUGUGUGUGUGUGUGUGUGUAGAAAAAGACAGCAGCAGUAGUAGUAGUAGUAGAGAGAGUGAAUGUGUGCAGGGAAAAGAGAGGACAGAGUGAAACAGUUAGACGAGUAGGGUUCACUUACUACGAACUUCACCGGAAUCUGAAGGUUCGAGUACGUACUUUGACUCCGAGGCGUUCACGCGUCUGUACGUCUGGGACAGAAAACCAGUGAAACGGCGUAUCGUUACUAUUUUUUCCCCGUUGUUUUGCACUUUGCGCCCGCGUCUAAUGGAGGGCCCCGUGCGGAUCUGCCAUCAAGAGAAUGUGUUUCACUGCUAGAGUGUCCGGCUGCCAGCAGCUUUUGCCCUCCUGUAAAAGGUGUGCAGUGUGUGUGGAGGGGGUGUGUGUGAGGCCCCAGGUUAGUGCACAGAGGUGAAACAGCGUCAUGGAGGACAGAGGCCUGAGAUUAUUGUCCGCUGUGCUGUGCGUCUGCCAUACCCUGCUUCUCAACUGCCCAUCUGUCCUGUCUCUUUCUUUUCGUGUGGAGCCUCUCUCUGUGGUACAGAAGCAGGGCAGUGCGGUCCACCUGCACUGCACGCGUCCAGCCACCGCCAGAAUCAGCUGGCUGUUUCAGGGUCAACCACUAGACCCUAGCCACCAGUCUGGAGUGGAACUUAGUCCUGGCUCCCUUUCUCUGUCAUCUCUCCAACCGGCUCUCACGGGCUCCUACCAGUGCUUGGCGCAGUCCAAGACAGGCUCCAUCAUCAGCCGGCAAGCACGAGUGCACAUUGCAGAUAUUGAGAGGUUUGCCCAGACCCAUCGGAGGACAUUUACUGUAAACAAGGGCGAAACUGCUUUUAUCGAAUGCCCACUUCCUCGCAGCAAUCCACCUGCUCUGCCACGUUUCCGGAUACGGGGGAAAUGGCUGGAACAGUCUACAGACGAGUAUUUAAUCCUGCCCUCUGGGAACCUUCAGAUUGUGUCAGUGUCUUCAGAACAUCAGGGCAUGUAUAAGUGUGGUGCUUAUAAUCCUCUAACCCGAGAGACUCAAGUAGAGGCUAAUGGCACUAAACUCAUAGUCAGAGAUUCAGAAGGCCCUUCACCUGUAAGGAUCAUCUAUCCCGUCACCCCUCGCAAUCUUACGGUGGACCAAUCUGGAUCUCUGACCCUUGAGUGUGUUGUAUCAGGAAGUCGUUCUUCAAAGGUCAAAUGGAUUAAAGAUGGAGCGGAGCUUUCUUUGAGCUCCAAAUGGAUGUUGUUGCAAAGCAACCUGGUGUUGAAUGAUGUUCAGCUGAGUGAUGGAGGACAUUAUUGCUGCUCUGUUCUGACUGAUCAUGGAGCUGUGGUCAGUGUCAACUACACUGUGAAUGUGCUUGCGCAAGUAAGCGUACUGCAAGGUUUGUCAGAUCAGGCUGUGACAGUGGGCUCCUCUGUGAGAUUUACCUGUGCUGUCAAUGGUAGUCCAACCCCCAACAUCACAUGGCUCCUCAACUCCGCACCUCUCGCUACUUCACCCCGCCUGCAAAUCACUGGGCCCUCCCUUCACAUCCCUUCAGUAAUGGCUCAAGAUCAGGGAAUCUACCAGUGCCUGUUUGACAAUGGAAUUAGCUCUGUACAGUCGGCGGGAAGACUCAGUGUCGAAUCAGAACCCCAGUCUAGUUCCAUGUCUGGAGCUCCCAUGAAGAUGCAGCCUUCUGUCCACCCUAUCCAGAGCGAUGAGGGUGAUGAACUGUUCCCUUCCAUACGGGAGGGGGUGAUUGGCGAAACUACAGGACUGCCCACUGAGAAAAUCAGCGAACAACCUACGCCAGAAGCACCAAUCAUAAUCAGCCCACCGCAAACGCACAAACCCAACAUGUAUGAUCUAGAGUGGCGAGCAGGUCGGGACUGGGGCAUCCCUAUCAAUGCAUACUUUGUUAAAUACCGCAAGGUGGACGACGUGGGUCAUGUGGUGGGGAACUGGCACACGGUGCGGGUGCCAGGCAGUGAGAAAUCCCUGCCCCUGUCUGAGCUGGAGCCGUCCAGCCUGUAUGAGGUUCUGAUGGUGGCCCGCAGCGCUGCAGGAGAGGGCCAGCCCGCCAUGCUGACCUUCCGCACUGGAAAGGAGAGGACUUCCUCUAAUAAGAACCCCUCCAAGGCUCCGAUUGUGUCUCUUCCAGAGAAAGCACAAGAAGAUAAAACCACCAACAAUUACUAUGGAGUGGUCAUACAUGACAGAGUUCCCGAGGCCCCAGACCGCCCAACUAUCUCUAUGGCGACAGAAAGCUCUGUUUAUGUCACUUGGAUCCCACGAGCCAAUGGUGGCUCUCCAAUCACGGCCUUUCGCGUGGAGUACAAGAAGCAGGGCAGAAGUGGGGACUGGAUCAUCGCGGCUGAUAAUAUCUCACCACUUAAACUGUCUGUGGAAGUGCGCAACCUGGAACCAGGUUCCACAUACCGUUUCCGUGUCAUUGCCAUGAAUAACUAUGGUGAAAGCCCUGCUAGCGCCACCUCCAGGCCGUACCAGGUCUCCCUGUCGAGUCCUCCCGUCUCAAACCGUCCGAUCACUGGCCCUCACAUCUCCUUCACUGAUGCUGUCAGCGAUACUCAGAUCAUGUUACGCUGGACUUACACUCCCUCCAGUAAUAACAACACACCCAUCCAGGGAUUCUACAUCUACUAUAGGCCAACAGACAGCGACAAUGACAGUGAUUACAAGAGAGAUGUGGUGGAAGGCUUCAAAUUCUGGCACUUGAUUGGUCAACUCCAACCCGAGACGUCGUACGACAUCAAGAUGCAGUGCUUUAACGACGGCGGCGAGAGUGAAUAUAGUAACGUCAUGAUCUGCGAGACCAAAGCCCGUCAACUUCCAGGUGUGCCCAGCCAGCGCCCCAUAACCCCUCCAGGCUUUUUCCCCGCAGAUACACCCAGCCAGCCGGGCGGCCUGCUCUACCUGAUCGUGGGCUGCGUCCUGGGCGUCAUGGUGCUCAUUCUGCUGGUCUUCAUUGUCAUGUGCUUGUGGAGGAACCGACAGCAGAACAGUCUGCAUAAAUUCGACCCUCCAAGUUACCUGUACCAGUCUGCAGAGAUGAACGGCUAUGUUCUGGAAUAUUCCACGCUGCCGGGCUCCAGCCAUGUGAAUGGAAGCCUACACACGGGCUGUGGACACACCGCUCCCAUGAUGCCCCAAGCCUGCCAUCACCUCCACCACAAGCUGCCCAACGGUUUGGCUUUGCUGAACGGAUCAGGAGGCCUCUACCCUCCUGGGCAUCCGCACACACAUGACGCCUCUCUGCCCCACAACACCACGGAGUACGAUCACUCACACCCUCAACACCUUCGUAACGGUGGAGGGAUAUACACGGCUCUGCCCCAAAACGACUCGUCGGACUGCAUGAGCUGUCAAAACUUCUGCAACAACAACAGGUGUUACACAAAAACCAAUGGCACUUUCUCGGGCGGCACUCUCCCUCUAAUGCACCGCGUGGUAGCGCGCCAACCCGACGGGCUGGAAAUGAUGCCCCUCAACCCCGUUUUGUCUCGCUGCCAUGGACGUGACAGCCCGCAGCUCAACGGCUCCCAGGAGAGAGAUCCAGCCGAAGAGGCAGAGGAGAGCAAGGCUCCUCCCCUUUCCCAGAAUUCCCCUUGUCUGCCAGUGGAAACAAAGUCCACCCUCGAGCAGCAGAGAGGAGUUCAGCCCGUGCAGCAUGAAGACUCGGAGGGUCCUGUGGUGUGUUGGGAACGGCUGGGACUGCCUGAUCUGGACUGUAAGGAAAAAACAGCCUGGAUCUCUACUGGAAGCCUGACUGGAGAUCUCAUCCAGCCUACCAUGCAAGAGAUCUGAACCAGAAAACACUCGUGCAUCAAACACACUAAACACAAGAAAGAGAACGAGAGAAAUUGGGAAUAGGAACAUGAACAAGUUAAAAAAAAAAAAAAUGAAACGGCCAGUGAUGGAUUGGUCAGAGACAUUGUGUGACUUGAAAUGGACACUAAACUGACUGCUUACAGAGCUGGAGAAGACUGACAAGAGAAAGAAGGACGGAAGAGACGUUUAGGCAAAAAUGAUGGAAGACUCAAAGGCUGAAAUGAUCUCACUUGUGAGAGGACUUUUAAAAGUAAAAGCAAAAACUCUUUAGAUGACUUAUUUAUUUUUUUGUAGUAGUAAAAUAUUAUUUCAUAUGAAUGUAUCUGUUGUAAGAAAAAAGUUUGUCUUUUAUAUUAUUUAUGCUUUUUUUUUUGAUGAUGAUGAUGAGAAACUUGUUAUUUUUUGUUGUUUAUUUGACUUUAUGUAUUUUUUUUUUUUUGUUUGUUUGUUUGUUCCACACAGUGUGGAGUUUAGCCAUUGUAUGUGUAAAGUUUUGUAAUAAUAUAAAGAGAAGAUUAAGUAUUACACCUA
This is a messenger RNA of Onychostoma macrolepis, 4449 nucleotides long. RefSeq names its product cell adhesion associated, oncogene regulated (gene cdon). NCBI's taxonomy places the organism in Eukaryota, Metazoa, Chordata, Actinopteri, Cypriniformes, Cyprinidae. Gene Ontology annotation, biological process: axon guidance; nervous system development; cell-cell adhesion. The record is from RefSeq and is a predicted model, not a curated record. Gene Ontology annotation, cellular component: axon; plasma membrane. Gene Ontology annotation, molecular function: protein binding.